Fomitopsis serialis is the source of this 745-nucleotide messenger RNA. RefSeq lists its product as uncharacterized. The coding region runs from base 127 to 354 and encodes 75 amino acids. The record is from RefSeq and is a predicted model, not a curated record. The transcript has 3 exons. NCBI's taxonomy places the organism in Eukaryota, Fungi, Basidiomycota, Agaricomycetes, Polyporales, Fomitopsidaceae.
CGCACCACACCCGCAGCUAUAAGAGCAGCCACGACCAGCCUCUCUGCCCCUCACAACCUUCACGACCCGCAUCUUCACCUACAACCCGUUUUACAUUUUUACGACCGUCACCAACUACCAAUCACCAUGGGUACCGUUGUCUCUGCGAUUGCUGGCGGCAUCGAGGCCAUCGUCUCGGCCAUUGCGAGCAUCAUCAUGAUCAUCGUCGGCACCAUUGCCACGAUCAUCGUCACCAUCUUCGACAUCAUCUUCGACAUCAUCUGUUGCAACUGGUGCGGCGGACGCACCCGCAGGACUGGAACGCACAGAUAUGGAUCAUGGGGUUCGGGACGCAGAGGCCGCUCAACAAUCUGAGUGACUGACUGCUAGGCACCCCUUUCCCUUUCCCCUCACCGUACGAAGACGAUGACCUAAUGAUACCGCCGCAUACCCCUUGCAAUACCCUACCAUGUGUUUAAUCACUCGCCUCCUGGACGUAGACUGAAUCAAUGUAUUCAUGCAGUAUGCACUGUCACUCUGUCGGUGGGAUCCCGUCCAUGUAAGCGUUGAACAUGAUGGCAAGCAUUCAUGCUGCUACCGUAUAGUCUAAAUCGUGCAACAAAGAGACAUAAUGUAGUGGCUUCUUUCAGUAGCUCAAGACAAGUGCCGUUCAGUGUUGCCAACGUCCGCUUCAUGCAUCAUGAAGGGUGCGAAGUCUCGGGAUGUUGGACUUUGAUAUAUUAUCUCGUGGGCUCUGUUGAACGCG